Molecule: messenger RNA, 729 nt
Organism: Camelina sativa (false flax)
Lineage: Eukaryota; Viridiplantae; Streptophyta; Magnoliopsida; Brassicales; Brassicaceae
Product: phospholipase A2-gamma-like
Biological process (GO): phospholipid metabolic process; arachidonate secretion
Molecular function (GO): A2-type glycerophospholipase activity
Source: RefSeq, a predicted model, not a curated record
GAUGGGAUCUUCCAUUAUAAAAGAGACCCAAAAAUAGUUUUGGGACAGAGAAAUUGAAAGAACACAAGUCAAAAAAACCCAUAAACUUUAACGGGGGAGCUAGAGAUGAUUUGCGGCGGUGCUUUGGCACGUAUUGCUUCCGGCUUAACCGCCUUCCUCCUCCUCGCCGUCGUUCACAGCGAGGGGAAGUGCAGCAAAACGUGCAUUGUACAGAACUGCAACAGUCUCAUCAUUCGAUAUGGGAAGUAUUGUGGGAUAGGUUACUUUGGAUGUCCUGGAGAGAAACCUUGUGAUGAUCUUGAUGCUUGUUGUAUGACACAUGACAAUUGUGUUGAUCUAAAAGGUAUGACUUACGUUAACUGUCACAAGCAGUUCAAACGUUGCGUAAACAAGCUAAGCAGAUCAAUCAAAAAAUCUAACGGUCAAAAGAUUGGAUUCUCCGAGCAAUGCCCUUAUUCGACAGUGAUACCAACUGUGUACAAUGGAAUGAAUUACGGCAUUUUCUUCAGUAAAAUAGGUAAUAUCCUUAAACCUCCCAUGCUCGGAAGCACGCCUCUCGUGGAGGUGGAUCUCUCAAGGAGUAAAGUGGACAUAAAGGAUGGCCUUGGUACAUUAAAUCAAGGCCUUCAAAUUAAAGAAGGCUCCAAAGUCUAUGCUUCUUUAAAUAUGAGCUCUUCUACUUCUUGAUCAUCUUCUAUAAAGUGACUUAUAUAUUAACUCUUUCUCUUC